AUGUCUCGCGACACGCUUUGUGAAAGGUGUGACGCAAUUUUCCGCUUCCGAGGCAGCUAUCUCACCCAAGAAAUUAUCUCACAGAAGCGCGAAGCAAUCGCAGACGUUCAGAAGAGCGGAGCUGAUGACUCUGAUGUCGAUAGCCUCAAGCAGGAUCUUUCCAGAUAUGAGCAAGGACUGCUCAAUUGCGGAAAGCCACCGAGGGCCCGGUUUCCACGGCCUGAGGACAAUAACGCUCCAUGCCCAUGGCCAAAGACUCUACCCGAGGUGAAUCGAUCAAGAUCCGAACGUAAGUGGGCUAUUUCUUGCGAAAAUGGAUGGAGAAAGUGGUCUGACUUUGAAGAGUCUGCUCACAUCUGUCCGUUAUGCUAUCAAAUUGUUGAAAUGGGUUGCUAUAGCGCAAACCAGUUUCCCGAUCGAGUAGCACGAAUUCGAAUAAUACCAGAUUGGGAUGAUCCCAUAAAAGCUACAGGUCAACUAUUCCAACGGGGCUGGACCCUUCAAGAAAGACUUUUGAGUCCGCGAAAGAUAUAUAUGUGUCGAUUUCCUUUCUGGGAAUGCCUCUCGGGAGUUCGGUAUGAACUUUCCCCUCCAGAGCACCAAGAUGCUAGCCAUUAUCCACAAUUCGAGAGGAAUGCUAUACUGCCUGCCUUUGAGCCUGAAGGGGCAUUCAAUGGAUGGAAACUGAUUGUUGAACACUAUUCUCGAGCGAAAUUGACAUAUCCGAGCGACAAGCUGGUUGCAAUAAGUGGGUUAGCUCAAAAGUUUGCUGAGGGUGUGAAGGAAUCUUAUUAUGGCGGUAUUUGGGGUGGAAAGCACUUGUUAGAAUCACUGCUCUGGGUAUGCCAAAAGAACAAUCAGGUUUAUCGGCCGUUGGAAUAUCGAGCCCCUUCCUGGUCGUGGGCAUCAAUUGAUAGUGAGAUACUAUACGGCGGAGCCCGAGAUAUAGGCCCGCACGAGACUUUUGUCCGCUUCCUCAGCAUUCAUACAAGUCCAAAAGCGGAUGAUCUGUUUGGACAAAUAUUAGCCGGCCAUUUGAGCAUACGUGGUUGUCUGUUCGAGCUGCCGAAUGAAGAUCUGGUGAAGAAUAUGUUGAGAAGAGGUCACCUAGACGACCCAGAUGAGGAUCUCUCGAGAACCUCGAUAUACAUUGUCCCUCUAUGCUGGCAGUCCUCUCCAACGAUUCCCAGAUAUGGUUACACUUCCCUGAUUCUUCUCCCUUGCGAAGAUCAUGGCGCACAUCGAGUAUCACCUGAAAUGAUUGGUCAAAAAGUGUUUCGAAAAAUUGGUCUUUUCCCAGGCGGAAGAGAAGGUCGGAUUUGCUACAGGCCCUCGGGAAUCCCCGAUACUUUCGGGCCUCCGGUGUACCCGAUUGGUUGGUCCAUCCAUCCUUGGCCAGAGGAACUUCACGAGGAGUUCAUUAUUAUAUAG
This is a messenger RNA of Mollisia scopiformis, 1431 nucleotides long. RefSeq lists its product as uncharacterized. The coding region runs from base 1 to 1431 and encodes 476 amino acids. The record is from RefSeq and is a predicted model, not a curated record. The transcript has 2 exons. NCBI's taxonomy places the organism in Eukaryota, Fungi, Ascomycota, Leotiomycetes, Helotiales, Mollisiaceae.